AUGUUGGAAGUCUUUAUUGAAGAAGCAAUUAAGGCUUCAAAAGGUAUUUUUAAAAAGUACAAAGUUGAAAAAAGUUUUGAAGAAUUUGAUCCAAGCAUUAAAACGUUGGACAUGUACAGAAAGGCUGGAGACGAAAGGGUGGCUUUGAUUUAUUCUCAAAAAGAGUUGAAUGAAUUACCACAUAGACCGUUACCUUUGACUCCAUUAGAACAAUCAAUUAAAAAUGCUCCAUUAUACAACGAAUAUGAAGGGAAUUUCGAAGCAGGCGAACCUGUGUAUAAAAAAUUACCUAUGCCGAAAUCCAAAAAGGUUUUACAUAGAUUUGGAAAAAAGAAGUUAUAG
Entamoeba invadens IP1 is the source of this 342-nucleotide messenger RNA. RefSeq lists its product as hypothetical. The coding region runs from base 1 to 342 and encodes 113 amino acids. The transcript has a single exon. The record is from RefSeq and is a predicted model, not a curated record. NCBI's taxonomy places the organism in Eukaryota, Evosea, Mastigamoebida, Endamoebidae.